UUCAAAGCUGCUUGUACCAGCGAAAUUUUUAACAGUUCUUUCGUGCCUGUGGAAAGAUCGUCAGCACCGAUGAAUCUUGUUAAUCAUGAGUGCUUGGUGCUGCAUCGUGAUCAUGAUGUGCACGAUCAACAAUGGAGUCCUGUCUCCGGCACCAAUGAAUGCAGAAGUUAAGGAAACAUACGAUCGUCAGUACUGGUAUGCGCAAGCUCAAGAAACGCUACAAAAGCGUCUCCUAUACGCGACCGAGAAGAAUCCAGUGGCCAAGAACGUAAUAUUAGUCGUUGGUGACGGUAUGAGCUUAACAACAGCGACAGCGGCUAGGAUUUUGCGCGGACAACGGAGAGGUCAAUCAGGGGAAGACGCGGAUCUAGUCUGGGACACUUUUCCCGCAGUUGCUCUUGCAAAGACGUACAAUAUUGAUGCUCAAACGGGCGAAUCCUCCGCCUGCGCAACGGCCCUCUUAUGUGGAGUGAAAGCUCGAUAUGAAACCUUGGGCCUCGACGCUGGAGGUCGUUUUAAUAACUGCGCUUCUGCUAUCAAUUCCAAAGUUACUUCGCUGAUCGACUGGGCGCACGAGGCUGGUAAAUCAAGUGGUAUAGUAACAACAGCGCGUAUCACGCAUGCAACACCAGCAGCGUUGUAUGCGCACGCGCCUUCGAGGUACUGGGAAGAUGACAGCCGCGUGCCACCGACUGUCAGACGCGACUGUAAAGAUAUCGCCUUACAGCUUGUUGAAAAUGAGCCUGGAAGGAGUAUAAAUGUAAUAAUGGGUGGAGGGAGGCGUCACUUCCUACCAACGGUAACCCCUGAUCCUGAGCAUCCGAAUAGAGAAGGUAGAAGAUUAGAUGGUAGGAACUUAGCAGAGGACUGGGCAAGAGAGAAAAAAAGAAGGCGACUCCGAGCCCAAUACAUACAUUCGCGGGAACAACUAGCUAAGUUAGAUCCAAGGACAGUUGACUAUUUAUUAGGUCUAUUUGAAUAUUCUCACAUGGAGUUUAAUGCGGAACGAGGAGCCGUGCUAGACACAGAGGAAGGUACAGCUACUAGUACAACCGUGAAAGCCGACGACCCUUCAUUAGCAGACAUGACUCGUGUGGCACUUGCUAUAUUGACGAAGAAUGACAAAGGAUUCUUUUUACUUCUAGAAGGCGGACGAAUAGAUCACGCUCAUCAUUAUAAUAAUCCCUAUAGAGCACUUGAUGAGACAUUAGAAUUGGAAACGGCGUUAUUAGCGGCCUUGGAAAAAGUAAAUCCGGCAGAGACUCUCAUUGUCGUGACCGCAGACCACGGCCAUGUAAUGACUUUUGGGGGGCAAGCCACACCCAGGGGCCACCCCAUAUUAGGUGCUGAUACAGUAGUAUCAGAUAUUGAUGGUUUAAGAUACACUACUUUACUAUAUGGAACUGGACCAGGACAUUCAGAGCCUCGAGCUCUUCCUUUAAAUGGUACCAGUACUCCAGCUGAUGCAGUUCACGCUGCAGCAGUACCACGGCAAUGGGCGACACAUGGAGGGGAAGACGUGCCAAUUUAUGCCUUAGGUCCAAUGGCGACUGUCUUAUUCGCUGGAGUGGUGGAGCAAAGCUAUAUUCCUCACGCCAUUGCCUACGCUGCAUGUCUUGCGCACCAAGCACGACGAUGUCAUGAAUCGAUUUUCAAUUACACAAAACCACAGGCCAAAUUGCCGAGCUGCGUUCCACCAGAGGUAAGCAGUGUUUCAGCAGCAGAUGAAACAAGAAAUGAAGGAUCCAGCGGGCGUCGUGUCGUUGUCGCGUCGAGUGUCAUGUCAGAUGAAAGAGUUCCGCGUUCACCCGCUCCGCUUAUCGCUCCUCUUGUGAAUGUAAUACACUACCUAAUAUUGUUUGCGUUGAGUUUUGGACUUUAA
This is a messenger RNA of Vanessa atalanta (red admiral), 1882 nucleotides long. RefSeq names its product alkaline phosphatase-like. Gene Ontology annotation, molecular function: alkaline phosphatase activity. The transcript has 11 exons. Gene Ontology annotation, biological process: dephosphorylation. NCBI's taxonomy places the organism in Eukaryota, Metazoa, Arthropoda, Insecta, Lepidoptera, Nymphalidae. The record is from RefSeq and is a predicted model, not a curated record. Bases 86 to 1882 code for a protein of 598 amino acids.